Durio zibethinus is the source of this 2519-nucleotide messenger RNA. RefSeq names its product weak chloroplast movement under blue light protein (DUF827). Gene Ontology annotation, cellular component: cytosol. The record is from RefSeq and is a predicted model, not a curated record. Lineage: Eukaryota; Viridiplantae; Streptophyta; Magnoliopsida; Malvales; Malvaceae. Gene Ontology annotation, biological process: chloroplast accumulation movement; chloroplast avoidance movement.
AAGAUGAGUUGUCUUUUCCCUUUAAAAGAAAUAAGACAGAGAAAUCUCAACCGUCCAACAUACUCAAGUUAAGGCUUUUGUCCUAAAAAGUCCGUUAAGAAAUAUUGCCGUUCAAAUUCUGUGUCGCCCCAUUGCACCCACACGCUUUUAAUUUCUUUUUAUCUCUCAAUAUUUCCGUUCCGCACAAGGGUAAUCACUUUGAGUAAAUCUCUCUUGUUUUUUUUUUUUACCUCACAACUCCACUUAAACAUCCUGCAAAUUUCAUAAAAAUGAAGGAUAUUUAUGGAAAUUUACUCUUUUCCCUGUUUCCCUCUCUCAUGGUUGAGUGCCGUUUCCUCUUUUAUAGUACACUGUCGCUUUCAUUGUCUUUCACUCGUUCAGAGUUUCAGACAAGUGCAAAAGCUCCAAACCAACUUUUUUUAGUUGUUUUUUAUUUGAGGGUUUUGUUUGGUUUUUUGGAAUGGAGGUGGGAAGCUGUGAAUUUGGUGAUUCAGCCACCAAAAUGAGUGCUUUGAACGGUGGUGUCAGAGCUGAGAUCGAUACGUCGGCGCCAUUUGAGUCAGUUAAGGAGGCUGUCUCUCGAUUCGGUGGAAUUGGUUACUGGAAACCCUCUCAACAUAAGCUCAUCCCUGAAACUGAGCAUGAUAUGGAAGAAGUGGACAUUGCAAAAUUGGAGGAGCAAGCAGCACAAUUGGAGAAGGAUCUCAUUGUUAAGGAAAGAGAAACAUUGGAUGUGCUAAAAGAACUUGAAACGACAAAAACAACUGUAGAAGAGCUAAAAUUAAAGCUGCAGAAAGAAGCUUCCGAAGUAAAUGUGACCGUUGAGAUGAAUACAGAUGUCAAGAAUGUGGCCUCUACAGUGAAUGACGCAGAGAAAGAAAAUCAUCAAGGUGGCCAACCAAACUUGGCUGGAAAUUUGAGUCCCCGCCCAUCAUCAUCUCCUGGUUUAAUCUUAAUGGAGUUGAACCAGGCCAAAGUGAAUCUUUCCCGGACAACCAAUGAUCUCGCUGACAUUCGAGGUUCUGUGGAAUCACUAAACAAGAAAUUAGAGAAGGAAAGAAUUUCUCUUGAGAAGACUCGAGAGAGGCUAAGUCAGAAUUCAUCAAAGAUAUCAUCCCUUGAAGAAGAGUUAAAUCAAACAAGACUCAAACUGCAAGUAGCAAAAGAUGCUGAAACCAAAAGCAGUGCUGAUAAUCCUUUGGAUAUAUCAAGGGGGCUCCAACGAUUGAGUUCUGAGGCUGAGCAAUACAAGAAAAUCGGAGAAGCAGCAAGAUCAGAGGUUUCAAGAGCAAUAUCUGAGAUUGAACAGACAAGAACAAGAAUAAAAACAACUGAGAUGAGGCUACUUGCAGCCAAAAAAAUGAAGGAAGCUGCUAGAGCUGCAGAAGCUGUGGCUCUUGCAGAGAUCAAAACUCUUUCAAGAAGGAAGAGCUCGUGUGGCGUUCCUGUGCAAAAGGCUGAAGGGGUGACUAUUUCAUUUGAAGAGUACUCUUCCUUAAUGUGCAAGGCUCAAAAUGCCGAGGAACUUUCUAAUAAGAGAGUGGUUGAUGCUAUGCUCCAAGUUGAUGGAGCAAAUGUUUCAAAAAUGGAAGUCUUGAAGAGGGUAGAGGAAGCCACUGAAGAAGUCAAAACUAGUAAGAAGGUCUUGGAAGAAGCAUUGAACAGAGUAGAAGCUGCAAAUAAGGGCAAGCUGGCAGUGGAGGAGGCCCUUCGCAAGUGGAGAUCUGAGCAUGGUCAGAAAAGACGUUCUGUACACAACUCUACCAAGUUCAAGAAUUCUUACCCGUCUCACAAUCGAAAAGAUUCUCACUUAUUAGAUGUGAAUGGAUUGAAUCUGGUUUGUGAUGGUCCAACUCCUGUUUUGAAGCCAACCCUAUCAAUAGGGCAAAUACUAAGCCGGAAGUUGCUUCUGCCUGAAGACUUUGAAACUGAGAUGCUGGCAGAGAAAGGCACUGUGAAGAGAAAGGUGUCAUUGGGUCAAAUGCUCAGUAAACAAAAUGGUGAUUUCACCUUAACUCCCAAGACAGAGAGAGAAAUCGGUCAAAAGCAGUUCUCUGGAAAGAGGAAGAAGUUUGGAUUUGCUCGGUUUUCCCUGCUUUUAGUAAAACAAAGCAAGAAAAAGAAGAAGCCAACUCUUAACUUGAGGUAGUGCUAUAGGGUACCUCAGUUCCAAGUGAAUCCACUGACUUCCAAUCACUUGUAUUCUUGACUUCAUUUCCCUUCACUUUCCCUGUUUUAUAUUGUUUUCGUGAGGUUCUAUAUAUCCUUUGUUCGACUAAUUUAUAUCCUAAUUAGAUGUGACAAUUUGUGUAUCUUAGACAUGUUUAAAAUGUUAGGUCUAAUCCUGAUAUCGUUAUGUGAGGCUAUGUUGCCGUGUUUGAAAACCCUGUUGCUUUAACUUUACAUCAAAUGUGACUAAAAUGUUGUGCCACUAUAUUCAUCUGUUGGAUUUUCUUGCAAAGCAUGAAGUAAUCUUUCCCCAUCCAUAUACUGUCAGAAUUUACAAGACUAUUAGUAAG